AUGUGCGCCCCGGGGCUGCUCUGCCGCCUCCUCCUCCUCCUCCUCUUCCUCCUCCUGCUCCUGCUGCCGCCUGCCCCCGGAGCGGCCUCGCCGGGACGGCCCCGCGCCCGCCGCGGGCUCACCUACCCCGGGACGCUGUGGUGCGGUGCGGGCAGCAACGCGGACAGCUACGAGCAGCUGGGGGAGCACCGGGACACGGACCGGUGCUGCCGGGAGCACGACCACUGCCAGCACGUCAUCCACCCCUUCACCGCCCGCUACGGCUACCGCAACCUGCGCUGGCACACCAUCAGCCACUGCGACUGCGACCUCAGGUUGAGGGAGUGCCUGCGGCGGGUGAACGACACGGCCUCGCGCGUGGUGGGCCAGGCCUUCUUCAACGUCAUCCAGGUGCCCUGCUUCGAGUUCACCUACAGGGAGGAGUGUGUGGAGCCCUAUCUCUAUGUCUGGUGCAAGGCGUACAACACGGUGGCCGUGGCGGUGCCCCGAGAGCCGGUGCUGUAUGAAUUUGGGGGGGAGCUCAUCGACAGGGCAGCCAGGCCCAGGGGAGUCCCCCUGAGCCCCCCAUGGGGCAGCACAGGGGGAGGAGGAGCCCUCCCAGUGGAUCAUCACACCAGGACACCCCCCAAGGCAGGCAAGAAAGAGAGGAAGAGAAAGAAAGAUAAGAAGAAUAAGGGGAAAGGUCUGAAAAAGAAAGGCUCUUCUGAAAAGAGGGCACGGAGCCAUCCUGCUGGCCCUGCUGAUCCCUGGGCCUUGCUGCCAUCAUCCAACACCAUCCUGAGUGAUGCCCCAGCACGGGAAGGAGUGGGCAGGCAGCCAGUGCCAGCCACUCCCUCCCCGGUCCCCACCACCAGCGGGAAGAGGAGGAGGAAGGAGAGGAACAGAAAGAAGAGGCUGAAAAGUAAAACUGAGGCUGAGCCUGCACAAGAGCUGCAGCUCUGAGUCCUCCCUGAGCCCUGCAUGGGUCCUGGCUGUGAAAUAAAUUUACAUCUGCUUGA
Agelaius phoeniceus (red-winged blackbird) is the source of this 998-nucleotide messenger RNA. It is a transcript of the gene PROCA1, whose product is annotated as protein interacting with cyclin A1. NCBI's taxonomy places the organism in Eukaryota, Metazoa, Chordata, Aves, Passeriformes, Icteridae. The record is from RefSeq and is a predicted model, not a curated record. Gene Ontology annotation, biological process: arachidonate secretion; phospholipid metabolic process. Gene Ontology annotation, molecular function: A2-type glycerophospholipase activity.